Ceraceosorus bombacis is the source of this 1492-nucleotide messenger RNA. NCBI's taxonomy places the organism in Eukaryota, Fungi, Basidiomycota, Exobasidiomycetes, Ceraceosorales, Ceraceosoraceae. The record is from the annotation of a GenBank genome assembly.
AUGGACCAGGACGAUCCUGCGUUGAACUUCUUCCCGGAUGGAGAGGUGGAUCUGUAUGGCGCUCUGGGGCUCGAUUCAUCAGCUGGCUCAGAGGCGAUCAAAAAAGCUUACAAAAGGUCAGUUCGGCUCACGGCAAUCGGAGUGGGGUUACAGGUUGUCAUGAGGACCAGGCUGUGCUUGUAUGCGGUGGAUGGCGAGGGGGGAGACCAAAGCGGCGCGGAAAGUUGCUUCCCUUUACAUUGUGCCUCUCCCAAGCUGACACACGAGCAUACACUGGUCACACCCACGCCAAUGCCAACGCUCUCCACAGACUAGCGUUGCUACAUCAUCCCGACAAGUCCAAAGACGCCUCUUCCCACGCCCGUUUUCAACAGAUCGGGUUCGCCUAUGCCGUCCUCUCCGACUCUUCUCGCAAGAAACGGUACGAUGCGACGGGAAAGACGGAUGAGCUGAGAUUCGGAUUGGGUGAGGAUGGGGAAGGAAUGGACUGGGAUGAGUACUUUACCACGCUUUGGGAUGGAGAGGUGACGGGAGACAAGCUGAGAGAGUUCAAGGAAGGAUAUCAGGGUGAGUCGACGAUCGCCUCGAAUGCAUGCGUCGCAGAUGUUCUCAGAUGGACCCUGAUAAUAGCCCAUCUUGGUACGCCGAAGGCUCCGAGGAGGAGAAGCAAGACAUUUUGGAAGCGUACAGAUCAAAAAAAGGCGAUCUGCAAGAUAUCCUCAACGAGGUGCCUUGUCUCGAAAUCCUAGCAGACGAGCAGCGCGUCGUAGAUCUCAUCAACAGCAGCAUUCAAUCUGGCGAACUAGACUCGACCAAAGCGUGGCAAAGAUGGACAUCCAACGACAAGGGACGCAAGAGGAUGAGGGAGAAUGCGAAAAGGGAAGCGGGAGAAGCUGAACAGGCGGCUAGGGAGUUGGGGGUGUGGGAUGAAUUGUUUGGGAAUGGCAAGAGGGGAGAGAGGAGAAAGGGAAGAGGAAAUAAAGGGGAGGCGAAAGGGGAUGGGAAAGGACAUGAAGACGAUGACGAGGAGGAAGAAGAUGAGGAUGAGAAUGGUGUGGACAACUCCAAGAAGCGCAAGAGACCGAAUGGAGCGUCUGCAUCUGCAAAGACGAAGAAGCAAAAGGGACGCAAGGGCAAAGGUGCGAAAGAAGAAGAGGAGGAGCAAGACGACGAAAGGGACACGUCGAGUCUAGAAGCGCUCUUUGCAGCUCGACAGAAACAGCGCUCGGCAGGCUUCGACGAUGUGAUUUCGCGCAUCGAAGCUCGCGCAAGCGGGAGCAAGACGGGUGCGUCCGGCUCAAAAAGGAGCGUCAAGCACGAUGCAUCUGCCGCAUCCAAGAAGAAAUCAGUGGAUGCAAAGGGCAGACGAGGAACGCAAAGCUUGCCGGAUGAUCCGCUCGACGAUGCAGAGUUUGAACGCUUGCAGGCUGCAUUGUUCACAGACAAGGACAAGCAAAAGAGGGGCAGCACAAAGAAGACCAACUCCAAGUGA